CUACAGCUUUCAUUAAUCAGAAAAAAACGCAAUGUUUCAAGCAGCACAGAAAACAGGAAAAAGUAAAGGUCACUUUUAUUUUGGCAUGAUAAAGUUAGAAAAGUACGUCCUGUUUUAAAAAGAAGGAAAGAAAAAGCAAGAAUACUGGUCAGAGGAAGGAAUACUUCUAGAGCUUGAAAAAGUAACGGGUAAAACAGUAAUAGCCCACAGCGUGGUUGUAAUUAAAACAGCAACACAGUCAGGAAACAUUUUUAAGAUAUUUAAAAGAAUGGGCAGCUGCACAGGAGGGGACUGUAACAUCUAAGAGAGCACUGGGAUCUGCAGACGGUGAAAGAUAUUGUAGAUAUCUCUCAGAAGCAAAAUGACCAUCUGUGAAGCAACUAUUAGGAUGACUCAUCUGAUCUAUUUCCAGCUUGUUCUUUUCACCUUGGGCUUGUUCUGUAACUUGCUUGCCAACACAGCUGCCCAAUGUAUCACAGGCAAAUAUGAAGAAUGCAACAAAGCUGAUUUCAUACCGAGACAUAACUUAGGUGGGGAAGGCUUUGAUAUCACCACCAUGACAAGGAAAAGGGCAUAUGUCAUUUAUACAGAGAUGAAAAUGUCAGAAAACAACACUUGCACCUUGUGUAAGAAUCGACUGCAGAAAAACAAAUACCAGGUUAUACCGCUCUAUAUGGUGGAUUGGCGUAUAUCAUCACAGUGCCAAAGGAAAGUCUCUAGCUCAGUGUACCAAUCUGCUAUGUCUUUUUCAAAGUCCAGUAGUUCACAAAUCACCAAUGACUGGAAAGUUGGUCUUAAUGGUAUUCCAAUACCAGGGAUCGAUACUGAUAUUGUUUUGGCUGGUUCUCAUUCAAAGCUAUCUGAGUUUGCAAUGAAGAAAUCAAACCGUGACAAAUAUUGUUUCACAAAACAUGUAUUUUCCUGCAAUACGUACACUUACAGGUUAAGAAACCAUCCAAGACUGGAGAGCAACUUCUUGGGAAGACUCAAGAACCUCCCUAAAGAAUAUAACUCUACAACAAAACAGAGAUUCUUUGAGCUCAUAGACAUAUAUGGUACUCAUUAUAUUAAUAAAGUGCAGCUGGGAGGGAGAAUCCAAGAAGUGACAGCCCUCCGAACAUGCCAAAUGUCCCUUGAAGGAAUGACUAGUGAAGAAGUACGUGACUGCCUCGACAUGGAAGCUUCUGCAAAUGCUAUAAAAGUGAAAGGCAGUUUCAAGUACAAGUGGUGUCAGACAUUCAUGAAGGAACACCUGGGCGGCUUGAAGUUCUCUGAGAAGUACAAUGAGAGAUCAUCAGAAGUCAUUGGAGGCAGUGUUGAUAAAAGUGCUGACCUGCUAUUCUCAACUGGUAGUGGCAGAAGAGCUACAUUCAAGGCUUGGACCAGAAGUCUGGUUUCUGAACCUGAUGUCAUCUCUUACUCUCUGACACCCCUCCACAUGCUUGUGGACUCUGACAGUCAUAUAAAAAUGAACCUGGGAUCAUCCAUUACUGACUACAUUAAGGAAAAAGCUAUUCAGAAAAACUGUAAUCAGUGUCCAUUAGGCAAGAUUCAGAACCAAAGAUGUGUAUGUGGAUGCUUAAGUAGUAAUACAAUAACAAGUAAUUGUUGUUCUCGGAAGAAAGGCACAGCAACUCUGACUGUCAUGGUUCUGCAUGGGGUUGAUGUUUAUGGAUACAUCUUCAGUACAGCAAAUUUCUUUGUUAAUGUGUCCUUUGACUCAAAGUCGCACCGUACAGAUGUCAUUCAGAGCCACAACCCUCACUGGAAUUACACAAUGGAUUUUGGUGAUGUCAUCCUGUAUCCCUCAAGUACAAUCAAAGUGAUACCGUGGGACAUGCUCACUCUUUGGAACACAAAACUUGGAGAAUGUGUGGAACCCAUUACCCAUGCUAAAGGCUGGCAAGAAUUUAUCUGUUACUUAAAUAAAGGGAAAGUGAUUUUAGCAUAUAAUGUAAAAUGUGGCCCCUACUUAGGGGGCCUUUACUGUGACCAGUAUCAUACCACACCAAUAUAAUGUGUUGUAGAGGAACCCUCCUCUAGUGAUAUCAGCACUUAAUAAAAGUAGUAUGUCAUUUGUAUAGGCAAAUAAUCCCUUGUGCUAUAUGUAAUAAACCUUUUUUUAUUCAAUAAUUCUCUUGUACCAACUACAGCACAUCCUCCUAUAUUUCUUUGCAUUGGUAAGCUUAUUCACUAUGCUCUCUGAGUAUCUCAAUUCCAUGCAUCUUCUAUUCCUACAGUUGUUAUAUGUUGCAUUUAAUUAAUUUUGUUUUACUGUUUCAAUUGAUUUUGCUUCAGUUUUUACUCCAAUCAUUGUUUGCUUCAGUUGUAUAAAUGAUGUCAUUGUUAUUUGUAGUCUGUGUUUUUGACCCUGGCUGAGCAUGGGAUCCAUGUUCUACCUCGGUUAACAAAUAAAAAUAAAAUUAAAUGAUUACAGUUUUA
Messenger RNA from Protopterus annectens (West African lungfish), 2442 nucleotides. RefSeq names its product perforin-1-like. The transcript is spliced from 4 exons. The record is from RefSeq and is a predicted model, not a curated record. Bases 362 to 2017 code for a protein of 551 amino acids. NCBI's taxonomy places the organism in Eukaryota, Metazoa, Chordata, Ceratodontiformes, Protopteridae.